CCAAAGGUCUCACUCUACUAAGAUAACUUUGAGAGCCCAGGGUCAUUUUCACAAAAUGAAAAAAUAUUUGUUAAUUGACUGUCUGACUCCAUUGGCUGAUGUUCAAUCUUUUCCACAAUAAGGUCUGGAGAAGUCUGAAGAUGCUGUGGCUUCUACUGGUGUUGUUGGGGGUACAAACGGAGGCAGUAACUCCUGGAAUAAAAGUGAAGAUCACCAAAAAGGGCUUGGACUAUGGGAAGCAGGUUGGAAUGGAGUUUCUGAAGUCGACUAUGCUGCACACGCCUAUCCCAGACUACCAGAGCAGCUACUCAGUGCCCAUAAUGGGGUCUAUGAAAUAUGAAGUGACAGGGAUCCAGCUACAGAAUAUAAGUUUGGGGGGAUCUUCGGUUGACUUUGUUCCGGACUCCAAGCUCAGUCUGUCCCUGGGACCUGCAGAUGUUGAAAUCCAUGCUAACUGGUCUAUGAGGGUAUCAUUCAUACGUGACAAGGCAAAAAUCAAGCUGAGCCUAAGGGGGAUGAUGCUGAACGUAGUAGUGGAGGUGAGCCGGAAUGCCAGUAAACUGUCGGUGAGCCUGGGAAACUGCAGCUUCCACACUGAGCACGUGGACGUCACCCUCUCUGGGGGGAUAAGCUGGCUCUAUAAAGGCUUCACUAGAACCGCGAGUGACUCCAUUCGACAGAAAUUGGACAGCACGAUGUGUAAAGAGAUCGGGAAGUCAGUGGGAUCUCUGGAAAGAAUACUACAGAACAUCCCAGAAUACAGCCAUAUAAGCUCCUUCAUAUACUUGGAUCAUUCGAUAGAGGCAACACCACUGAUUACAGAACAAAGCAUUGAAGUGGCCUUUAAGGGUGAUUUCUACAACCCGGCCGGCCACCAGGAAGACCCGGACUCCCCUGCUCCCUUCUCGCUCCCGGAACAGAAUGACAGAAUGCUGCUCUUGGGUGUUUCGGAGUUCGUGCCCAACUCCGCCGCCCUAGUUUAUUAUAGGGCGGGUGCGCUGUCCUGGAACCUCACAGAUGAUAGCAAGAUACCCGAGCACUUUCCCAUCCGUCUCAACACCCAGAGCUUCGCACCCUUCGCGCCUGAGCUCCAGAAGCGAUUCCCAAACACACCAAUGGCCCUGAAGAUCUUUGCUAGACUUCCCCCCAGACUACACACUCAGGUGGGCUCUCUGCAGCUGCUGUUUCCUGGGGCAGUCCAGGCCUUCGUUCGCCCCAACGGAUCCUCAGAAGUACCCGUCUUCCUGUUGCAUGCUGAUACCAACGUCACGGCCCAGAUCUUUGUUUCCGGAAAGAAUAUUUCAGUCAAUCUGACACUGACUAACUGCAACCUGACUCUGGCUCACUCAGAAGUGGGGGCCUUCUCGGUUAACAAACUGGAGACUUUGCUGAACACCUCCUUGAAGACAGUCAUACUGCCUCAGAUCAACAGAAAACUCAACGAAGGCUACCCUCUGCCCACUUUGUUCAAGAUCAGCCUUAAAGAUGUAGUCAUCAACAUCCAGGAGAUGCUCGUUCUGCCCCGCUCUUCCUGGGUGCCCUUGGUGAGGAGAGGAGGCUUUGGGGUUCAAAGCAUCCGGCAGGCCCAUGGCUCAGGAGACACUGCUUGCAGCCGGAAGAUGCCUCCAUAUACAAAAUACCAUGCAGAGCGCAAUUACCCCAUGCCCGAUGAGCCCUUCUGUAGUGAGCUGAGCCCCCAGCAGCGGGCGCUGAAGGAAAAGGAGAAAGGGUCCUGGAAGCAGCUUACAGAGGCUGAGAAAGUGGCCCUUUAUCGCAUACAGUUCCAUCAGACCUUUGCAGAGAUGAAUCGACCAUCCAACGAAUGGAAGACGGUGUUGGGGGGAGUCUUUUUUUUCUUUGGCUUCACUGGACUCCUGAUAUGGUGGCAGCGGCUAUAUGUGUUUCGAGAGAAGCCCAUCACUUUAUCAGAAGACUGGAAGUCGAAACAGUUGCAACGAGUAUUGGACAUGAAGGGAAAUCCAAUUCAAGGCUUGGCUUCCCGGUGGGACUAUGCUCAGAAGGAGUGGAAGAAGUGACUCUCCAUCUGAACUGUCUUGGCUCAUGUUUCCAAGCCAAUAUAGACCUGUCCCCACCCAACUCUAUUAUUGGGCUAGCUCCUACUGGCUGCUUCUAUUCUUUUCAUCUCCUUUCCUUUUCCUUUUCCUCCAUCUGCAUCUCCCUUCCUGUACCCUUUUUCCCUCAAUAAAUAUCAAACCUGGUACCUGG
Molecule: messenger RNA, 2226 nt
Organism: Sarcophilus harrisii (Tasmanian devil)
Lineage: Eukaryota; Metazoa; Chordata; Mammalia; Dasyuromorphia; Dasyuridae
Product: cytochrome c oxidase subunit 4 isoform 2, mitochondrial
Exons: 18
Coding region: 99-2036 (645 amino acids)
Biological process (GO): innate immune response; negative regulation of macrophage activation; negative regulation of interleukin-6 production
Molecular function (GO): lipopolysaccharide binding
Source: RefSeq, a predicted model, not a curated record